This is a messenger RNA of Hevea brasiliensis (rubber tree), 1619 nucleotides long. RefSeq names its product probable BOI-related E3 ubiquitin-protein ligase 2. The transcript is spliced from 2 exons. Bases 390 to 1271 code for a protein of 293 amino acids. Gene Ontology annotation, molecular function: ubiquitin-protein transferase activity. The record is from RefSeq and is a predicted model, not a curated record. NCBI's taxonomy places the organism in Eukaryota, Viridiplantae, Streptophyta, Magnoliopsida, Malpighiales, Euphorbiaceae.
ACACUAAUUCUCUAUUUUCUUUUUUAAAAAAUUAAUUAAAUAAAUAAAAUAAAAUAAAUUAGUAUCCUAGGCCCUCUGGUCUCCCCAACUUUUUUCCUUUUCAAGUCUUGCAGUUACUUUAAUCUCAUUGCUAUUCUUAAUCGGAAAAUUCUUGGCUCUCGCUCUUCUAUUUUUUCUCUGUCUUUGCUUCUUUCAACACAUACGAUUUAUAUAUAUACCCACUUCCCCCUCUUGUUGUUUUUUAUAUGUUUCUCAUGAUCUCUUAGCACAUACCCAGAAACCAGCAUAGAUCAUACAAGCAGAAGAGAGGAGAACAGAGAAGAGAAAGAGAUUAUUGGUGUGGAAAAGAUUUGAGAAGAAGGUUGGGAUUGUUUUGCUGGUUGCAAAAAAUGGCUGUACAAGCGCAGUUCCCUUUGUGCGGCUCACAGGAUUGGAUGGAGAAUGGUUGUGGAGGAGGAGGAGGAGGAGGAGGAGGUUUUAAUCAGUUUUAUUAUUCCUAUCUUCAACAAGAACAACAGAAGCAACAGCAGCAGCAAUGCAAUGUCCAGAUGGUACAGAACCAGCUGCAGAAGAAUCAAAAUCAUUGCUUUGACAAUAAUAUUAUUGGUUCUUCUUCUUUGAAAACCAGUAAUUAUCACCCUUCAAUGGCUUAUUCUCAAAGCAUCGCUGCCUAUGAUGAAAAGCAAAGACAAGAGAUUGAUCACUAUAUCAGAUUACAGAAUGAGAGGUUAAGAUUCUUAUUGCAAGAACAAAGAAAGCAACAGCUAGCUUUAUUGAUGAAGAGAAUAGAAUCAAACGCACUGCCUUUAUUGAGGCAAAAGGAUGAAGAAAUAGCUCGAGCAGCUAAAAGAAUUGCAGAGCUUGAAGAUUUCACAAAAAGAUUAGAGAUGGAGAGCCAAGUCUGGCAAAGGUUAGCACAAGAAAACGAAGCCAUGGUUAUUUCUCUCAACAACACAAUAGAACAACUGAGGGAAAAAGCCUCGUGUUGCUUUGAAAACGGAGCAGAGGAUGCAGAGUCAUGCUGUGAUAUGAACAGAGAAGAAGCAGAGGAAACAGAGGUGAAAAACAGAGUAUUUGUUGAUGAUAACGUUACAGAAGAGGAAAGAGCUAGAAAAAAGAUGGUGUGCAGAGGCUGUAACUCUAGGAAUUCGUGUAUUUUGUUCCUUCCCUGUAGGCACCUUUGUUCAUGCAAAGCUUGUGAGGCUUUUCUUGAUUCUUGCCCUGUCUGUCAAACGGCAAAGAAGGCUAGCAUUGAGGCUAUAAUGGUUUAGACUUUGAUUUUCUAGGCCCCGGAAAAAAAUUUUCCGGGAAAAGUGAAAGGGAAUAGAAAAAGGGAAAGAAAGAGAAGCAAAAAUCAGACACCCAAUUCAAUGCCUUUGCAUGCAGGCACACUGGCAUUGGCAUUUGGUCAUUAAAUUUUAGUUUUUUUUUUUUUUUCCUUUUUUCUUUUUCCUGCCCUCUUUAGGAAUCCUAUUGUAUUUAGAUAGUCGUAACUUGUACUUUAAAACCAGCGAGAAAUCAAUCAAAAAAAUUGAAGAAGAGAAUUACAGAACAAGAGAGAGAUAGGCAUUAGCUAGGAAGCAUCUUUUCUUUUAAUUGGAUUUAUUGCUUUUUAGCCA